This is a messenger RNA of Centruroides sculpturatus (bark scorpion), 1240 nucleotides long. RefSeq names its product adenylosuccinate synthetase-like (gene Adss). The transcript has 11 exons. Gene Ontology annotation, cellular component: cytoplasm. Lineage: Eukaryota; Metazoa; Arthropoda; Arachnida; Scorpiones; Buthidae. Gene Ontology annotation, molecular function: nucleotide binding; adenylosuccinate synthase activity. Gene Ontology annotation, biological process: IMP metabolic process; 'de novo' AMP biosynthetic process. The annotation marks the transcript as partial. The record is from RefSeq and is a predicted model, not a curated record.
GGAUCAAUUAAUUUUUAAAAAUCUGUUUCAGGGAGGAAACAAUGCUGGCCAUACAGUUGUAGCUAAUGGAGCAGAAUAUGAUUUUCAUAUUUUGCCAAGUGGCAUUGUGAAUAAACAUUGUACAUCUGUGAUUGGAAAUGGAGUAGUUAUACAUCUACCACAAUUCUUUGAAGAAUUAGCUAAGAAUGAGGCAAAAGGUUUAAAUGAUUACAGACUUUUCAUUUCCAACAGAGCUCACAUUGUAUUUGAUUUUCAUCAAGCUGUUGAUGGUUUACAAGAACAAGAAAAAGGAAAAAACAGCAUAGGAACAACAAAAAAAGGAAUAGGCCCAGCAUAUUCAACAAAGGCCAGUCGUAGUGGGAUCCGUUUGGCUGACCUGCUGGGAGACUUCUCCCUAUUUGAGGAAAAAUUAAAAGGUUUAAUUUCCUUGCAUAAACGACAGUUUCCUAAUUUAGAAAUUGAUAUUACUGCAGAAAUAAAAAAAUAUAAGGAAUAUGCUGAGAAAAUCCGUCCUUUUGUUACUGAUACUGUUGUUUACUUAAGUCAAGCAUUAAAUGAAAGAAAAAAUGUUCUUGUGGAAGGAGCAAAUGCUGCUCUUCUUGAUAUUGAUUUUGGUACAUAUCCUUAUGUUACUUCUUCCAAUUGCACAGUUGGAGGAGUAUGUACAGGACUAGGUAUUCCUGUUCGAAGUAUUGGUGAAGUAUAUGGAGUAGUGAAAGCUUAUUGUACAAGAGUGGGUGAUGGACCUUUUCCUACAGAAUUGAAAAAUAAUUUAGGAGAAAUUCUACAAACAAGAGGACAUGAAAUUGGAGUUACAACAAAAAGGAAAAGGAGAUGUGGUUGGUUGGAUAUUGUACUGCUAAGAUACUCCAAUAUGAUAAAUGGUUAUACUGGAAUUGCUCUGACAAAAUUGGAUAUUUUAGACACCUUUGAAGAAAUUCAGAUUUCUAUUGCUUACAAAUUAAAUGGAAAAAGAAUGCUUUUUCCUCCAGCAUCUGCUGAAGAAUUGGGCAGAGUGGAUGUUGAAUAUCUGACACUUCCAGGUUGGAAAGAAUGUACUGAAAAUGUUAGAAAAUUUACUGAUCUUCCAGAAAAUGCACAACAAUAUGUUAGAAAAAUAGAAGAAUUAUUAGAAGUUCCUGGUAAGAAUUAUUAUUAUUUUUUUAAAAUAAAUAUAACAGAACAUAUUAAACAUGAUCCAAUAUUGAAUAUGUUCAUUAAUUAAUUCAAUUAGCACAUG